Messenger RNA from Wasmannia auropunctata (little fire ant), 2061 nucleotides. It is a transcript of the gene Chi, whose product is annotated as LIM domain-binding protein 2. Lineage: Eukaryota; Metazoa; Arthropoda; Insecta; Hymenoptera; Formicidae. Gene Ontology annotation, molecular function: LIM domain binding. Gene Ontology annotation, biological process: negative regulation of transcription by RNA polymerase II; nervous system development; positive regulation of transcription by RNA polymerase II. Gene Ontology annotation, cellular component: transcription regulator complex; nucleus. The coding region runs from base 1 to 2061 and encodes 686 amino acids. The record is from RefSeq and is a predicted model, not a curated record. The transcript has 9 exons.
AUGCCGGCGGUGAGCGUGGCACAGCGCCCUCCAGGUGGAAUCCCACUCCACGCCGGCGUGCCGGUAGCGCCCAGCAGCGUAACCGCCCCCGGUCCGUCGGGCCGGUGCCUCGGGGGCCCGGCAGCGCCCCCCGCCGGCUCGCCACCGCUGCCGCCGUCCUUGCAAUCCCUUGGCGGCGGCGUCGUCACUAACAGCAAUAACAGCAUCAACCACAGCGGCAGCAACAACAACGCGCUCGGUGGCGGCAACCUCAACAACGUCGUCAACAAUAAUCACCAUCUCGGCAACAGCGCCUUAGGCAUCAACACGGCGAGCGGCGCUCACACGAAUCCUCUGCAGGCGAUGGCGUCGGCGGCGGCAUCGCUCACGCAGCUCAACAACAUGGCGAACGGCCCGUUGCCGCCGCUCGCGGGCACAGGCCCGGCCGGACCACCGAGUCUGCCGCCGCCGCAGCCGGCGACGACGCCGACGCACGGCGGACCGCCGACCCCGCAUGGCGGGGUCAGCGCGGCGCCCCAUCUCAACGGCGCUUCGCCGAGUCCCCAUCCGAUGCCGCCCCACGGAAUGAUGAGCGGCUCGCCUCACACGCCUCACCCGCACAUGGGGGGUGGCGGGCCCUCGCCCCAUCCCCAUCAUCCGGGGCCCCACAUGGUCGGCUCGCCGCAUCAUCCAGCGGCGCCCCAUCCGAUGGGCCCGGCCGGCAUGAUGGGCCCGGCCGGUAUGCAGCCCCAAGGGGCGCCCGGGAUGUGCGGACCUGGACCCAGCGGCCCGAUGGGCCCGCACGCACAUCCACAAGGCCCAGGAGUACCUGGACAACCGCAUUUGCACAACGACCCAUUCUUUAACUGCCAACCUUUUCCGUCGCACUACUACAACAGAUCGUUGCCUGUCCCCAGGAGGCACACUCCAGCCUAUGGCUACAGCCAACCGGACUACAGGCUCCACGAGCUGAACAAGAGGUUAUCGCAGCGCACGGAGGAUAGUGACAACCUCUGGUGGGAGGCCUUCGCGAACGAAUUCUUCGAGGAAGACGCCACCCUCACCCUCCACGUCUGCUUGGAAGAUGGACCGAAGAGAUAUUCGAUAGGAAGGACGUUAAUACCCAGGUACUUCCGUUCAAUAUUCGAUGGCGGAGUGACGGAACUUUACUACACUUUGAGAAAUCAGAAGGAGUCGUUUCACAACACUACCAUAACGCUGGACUGUGAUCAGUGCACGAUGGUCACGCAGUACGGGAAGCCGAUGUACACUAAGGUGUUAACGGAGGGUAGGUUAAUAUUGGAGUUCACCUUCGACGACCUCAUGAGGAUAAAGUCGUGGCAUAUGUCAGUGAGGACGCAUCGGGAGCUGGUGCCGAGGAGCGUCGUCAGUAUGCAGCAGGACCCGACGAUGCUCGAGCAGAUUAGCAAAAACAUCACCAGGCAGGGCAUGUCCAACUUCACUCUCAACUACCUUAGAUUAUGCGUGAUUCUGGAGCCGAUGCAAGAACUGAUGUCGAGGCACAAGGCGUAUGCGUUAUCACCCCGUGAUUGUCUGAAGACAACCUUGUUCCAGAAAUGGCAGAGGAUAGUUGCCCCGCCGGGUAAGAGAGAGUCUCAGCGGCCGGCUAGCAAAAGAAGAAAGCGGAAGGGCAGCACGUCCGGACCGGGCAACAAUGCUCCACCCGCGCCUAGCAAAAAGCGUUCACCUGGGCCAAAUUUUUCUCUAGCAUCGCAGGAUGUGAUGGUUGUGGGUGAGCCUUCUUUAAUGGGCGGUGAAUUCGGGGAUGAGGAUGAGCGGUUAAUCACGAGGUUGGAAAAUACGCAAUACGAUGCCGCAAAUAAUCUGGAUCCUCAUAGUCAUGAUGCAUCCGGCGGACCACCGCCGCAUCCUCAUCAGUUCCACUCGGAGCCGACACCGGGUAAUUCCUGGCCGCCAGAUCGCGGUCCUGGUCCACCACAGGGAGGUCCUGGCAGUCAGGGAGUCCAGGGUGGUCAAGGGGGCGCGGCCGCAGGUGUACAGGGAACGCAGGACGCCAGUCAACAGCAGCAAGACAAGAAGAGCCCCGCGGUGAGCCAGUGA